CGGUGAAAUUUUGCAGUCCCCCGAACCUAUACGGAGUGGAAGCCAAAAUGGAAGACGCUCCUGUUGCCUAUGGCUUUCCAAACAUUUUUAUUACGAUGUUUGCUACUUUUUUCUUCUUCAAGCUUUUGAUUAAAGUUUUCCUGGCGCUCCUAACCCAUUUCUAUAUCGUCAAAGGAAAUAGAAAAGAAGCGGCUAGGAUAGCAGAAGAGAUCUAUGGUGAAAUUUCAGACUGCUGGGCCGAUCGCUCUCCACUUCAUGAGGCUGCGGCUCAGGGGCGCCUGCUGGCCCUUAAAACCUUAAUUGCACAAGGUGUCAACGUGAACCUGGUAACGAUUAACCGGGUGUCUUCUCUGCACGAGGCGUGCCUCGGCGGCCACGUGGCCUGCGCGAAGGCCCUAUUGGAGAACGGCGCACACGUCAAUGGGGUGACAGUUCACGGAGCCACGCCCCUCUUCAAUGCCUGCUGCAGCGGCAGUGCUGCAUGUGUCAAUGUGCUGCUGGAAUUUGGAGCCAAGGCCCAGCUGGAGGUGCACCUGGCCUCGCCCAUCCACGAGGCAGUGAAGAGAGGCAACAGAGAGUGCAUGGAGAUUCUGCUGGCAAAUAACGUCAACAUCGACCAAGAAGUGCCUCACCUCGGAACUCCCCUGUAUGUGGCUUGCACCUACCAGAGGGUCGACUGUGUCAAGAAACUUCUAGAAUUAGGAGCCAACGUGGACCAUGGCCAAUGGCUGGACAGUCCCCUGCAUGCAGCUGCAAGGCAGAACAGUGUGGAAAUCAUUCACCUGCUGAUAGACUUCGGGGCUAACAUCAAGGGCAAGAACGCUCAGGGCAAGAUUGCACUUGAUCUGGCAGCUCCAAAAAGCAGCGUGGAGCAGGCGCUCUUGCUCCGGGAAGGCCCACCCGCUCUUUCCCAGCUCUGCCGCCUGUGUGUCCGGAAGUGCUUGGGUCGGACCUGUCAUCAGACCAUCCAGAAACUCUAUCUGCCGGAGCCACUGGAAAGAUUCCUCCUCUACCAGUAGUCCAACCUGGCCAUGGGAAGAUGCUUGGAAAGAAGCAGGCUAUUGCCUGCUGCACCCCGGGUACCUAGUGUAGACGCCCAACAGUUAGAUUCCCAGUAUCUUCCGACAAGCUAAGCUAGUUAUGGCGAAUCCUGACAAGCUAAGCAAGUUAGGGCGAAUCCCUGAUGCCCCACGACACUUGGGGAGUGGAAACUCCUGGUUACUUUGGUGUUCUCUUUAACCAAAGGGCAAUCAGAAACCUUUUUGUUUGUAGCUCUUGUUAAGAAACUUUAAAAACAAACUGUCAAGUAGGGUGAAAGUAAAAUCAAGAUUGAUGAUUUUCAAUUGAGUCACCAUUCUGAAUAGCAUGCAGACAUGUAAAUCUGGGUAAAUAAGAUUAGGAUGAAUAUAUGUAUUCUAGGAUGUGUUCUGAUUGAGUUCUUCCCUCCUUCCCCCUGUCUUUCCUUCCUUCCAAGAAUAAAUUUCUG
Molecule: messenger RNA, 1486 nt
Organism: Phacochoerus africanus (Common warthog)
Lineage: Eukaryota; Metazoa; Chordata; Mammalia; Artiodactyla; Suidae
Gene: ASB11
Product: ankyrin repeat and SOCS box containing 11
Exons: 7
Coding region: 48-1019 (323 amino acids)
Biological process (GO): protein ubiquitination; positive regulation of protein catabolic process; intracellular signal transduction
Molecular function (GO): protein binding
Source: RefSeq, a predicted model, not a curated record